Molecule: messenger RNA, 1795 nt
Organism: Drosophila sulfurigaster albostrigata
Lineage: Eukaryota; Metazoa; Arthropoda; Insecta; Diptera; Drosophilidae
Product: synaptic vesicle glycoprotein 2C-like
Exons: 9
Coding region: 42-1730 (562 amino acids)
Biological process (GO): transmembrane transport
Molecular function (GO): transmembrane transporter activity
Source: RefSeq, a predicted model, not a curated record
CAAGAAACUUGACAAUUGAUAGAACUAUAUAGACUAGGAUAAUGGCUGACAAAAGUGAUGAGAAUUCCACUACUGCUCCUAAAGUGAAAGACAUCGAAACAGAUACAAAUGGUCAUUCUAAUAGCACAGUUGAGGCAAGCGUUGGCUCUCCAGCCAAUGCUCCAGCGGAUUUCGAUAAGGCCAUUGAUGCCUCUGGCUUUGGACGUUUCAAUCUAAUACUUUUCUUUUUGGCCAUAUUUGCAACGUGUGCCAAUAUGUUUGAGUCGACCACGAUGUCAUACAUUCUGCCCAUAGCUGAGUGUGAUUUGCACUUAACACUGACGGAUAAAGGAGUCCUCAAUGCUUGUGCAUAUGCUGGCAUGAUCAUCUCAGCAAUUCCCUGGGGAUAUUUGUCCGAUACAAAGGGACGUCGCAAGGUGCUCGUCUAUGGGUACCUGUUGACUUCAAUUUGCGUUUUUGGCAGUGCUCUGAGUCAGAAUUUUAUAAUGCUAGUGACAUUCAAGUUUCUCGGUGGUCUUAUGGUAAAUGGUCCAGCUGCUGUGCUUUUCACAUACUUGACAGAGCUGCAUGGUCCCAAAUAUCGCUCUAAUGUGCUGAUGGUUGUUGGCAUGGUAACUUCCGGAUGUCUGUUGCUUUUGCCCGUGUUGGCUUGGGCUAUCUUUCCUAGAGACUGGGACUUUGUGCUCUUUGAGAGUCUUGCCAUUCAUAGUUGGCAAAUCUUUUUGUUUGUCUGUGCGUUGCCCAGUUUGAUAAGUGGAUUUGUGCUAUGGACAAUGCCAGAGAGUCCCAAAUUUCUAAUGUCGCAAGGUCGCAAUGCAGAGGCUUUGCAGAUGCUACAAAAGAUCUAUCGCAUUAACACUGGCAAGCCAAAGGAUACCUAUCCAAUCAAAUCGCUUGUUCUUGAAGUGCCCAGUCGUGAUGCACAAAAGGAUGAAGCCAUCUACACCAUUGAUGACAAAUCGGAGUCUAAAACGGAGCCAGUCAAGCGUGAGUCUCGCACUGUUCUAGAAAGUCUACGUGCUGGCAUGCAGCAGAUGAAACCCAUGUUCCAUAAGCCACUUCUUGGUUUGGCGCUGCAAAUUUAUACCAUGCAAUUUGCCAUGUUCUUGGGAUUGAAUACAAUUCGCCUGUGGCUGCCUCAGUUAUUCUCAUCGAUGGCCGACUUUGAGGCGGAAUUCGAUGAAUCCGCCGAGAUGUGCACAAUUUUGGAGUACAGCAUUAAUAAAACAGCUGAGACUUUGACGAAUCAUGAGAAUGCUUGCGCCGAGCCUAAAGUUGUCUCCAUGGAUAUGUAUAUCAACAAUAUCAUCGUGUCGGCUUGUGGUCUAGUAGGAUACUUCUUUGCCGGAUCAAUCAUACGCCUCGUUGGCACCAAGCGAUUGCUGACUUAUGGUCUGUUUAUAUCGAGUAUUCUUGGCCUAGCUCUCUACUGGUCUGUUAAUAGCUUGAUGACUCUUUGUCUCGCCUCGGCCUUUCUUACUGUUGCUGGUGUCUCAUUCUCAUCUCUUCUGAGUGCCGUCGUUUCGCUUUUUCCCACGCAGUUGCGCUCCAUUGUGGUUGCCAUUACCAUGAUGUGUGGUCGUCUAGGAGCACUCUCGGGCAAUUUACUUUUCCCCGUGUUUAUUCAGAUCGGUUGUCUGCCUCCCUUUGUGAUGGUUUCUGCCGUCAUGAUAAUUGCUGGCGUGCUUUCCAUUUUCGUCCCCAAUCCCAAAAAGGCAACAUUUACAUAAUUAAACUUUUGCGCAUUUAGGAUUGCAUUUCGUUUUGUAACUAGAAUUGUAAAAACUGUUGUCGA